Molecule: messenger RNA, 2671 nt
Organism: Sarcophilus harrisii (Tasmanian devil)
Lineage: Eukaryota; Metazoa; Chordata; Mammalia; Dasyuromorphia; Dasyuridae
Gene: TLR10
Product: toll like receptor 10
Exons: 2
Coding region: 190-2580 (796 amino acids)
Biological process (GO): toll-like receptor signaling pathway; immune response; cellular response to bacterial lipopeptide
Cellular component (GO): membrane
Molecular function (GO): Toll-like receptor 2 binding; lipopeptide binding; transmembrane signaling receptor activity
Source: RefSeq, a predicted model, not a curated record
GUGGCUGGCCCUGGAUCAUCUAGCUAGUAAGCGCCUGAGGUCAGAUUUGAAUUUGUCUUCUGAUUUCAACACCAGCACGCUAUCCAUUUCACCACCCAGCCGCCAUUGAAAGAGCCCCAAAAAGGAGAGGCUUUGACGCAUCCUCAGAUGUGACUUGGAAGAACCAGCAAAAGCGAUUGGAAGAAAAUAAUGGGAAUUAUCAGAAACAUUUACAUUCUGUAUAGUAUUGAUCUGUCUGUGCUGUGUUGUGCUCUACUGUUACCUGGAUUAAGGGAAUUAACUACCACCUGUUCUCAAGACUAUCUUAAAAAUGUUCUUAAGGAUAUGUCACCAAAAGCUACCACAAUGGAUCUGUCCAACAAAAUCCCAUGUCAGCCUCAGAACCUGGACUUCAGUCCUUUCCCUAAGCUCAAAGUUUUGAUUCUUUCUCAUAACAGAAUUCAACACCUGAAUAUGGACAUCUUCCGAUUCAACAAGGAGUUAGAAUACUUAGAUUUAUCUUACAAUAACCUGAGCAAUAUUUCUUGUUAUUCGCUUCUUUCCCUCAAGCAUUUCGAUCUUUCUUUUAAUGACUUUGACAACAUUCCCAUCUGUCAGGAGUUUGACAGUAUGUCCCAAAUGGAAUUUUUAGGAUUGAGUGGAGCCCAGAUCCGAAAAUCAGAUUUGCAGAAAGUGGCUCAUUUGCAACUCAGCACUUUCUUCCUGGGCUUAAACCAUCUCUCUUACUAUGAAGAAGGCAGCUUGACCGUCUUAAACACUGAGAGACUUCAUAUAGUCCUUCCAGAGAAUGCUGAUUAUAGAUUUAUUUUGUGUGAUGGAAUCCACACUUCCAAAACCUUAGAAAUGGCAAAUGUCAGUAGGGAUCAAUUUACAAGCUAUGGAAGUCAGAAGAAUCCUCUUUUAGAGAGCCCAAAAUAUCCUAAAACUUCUCAUCUGUUACUCAGUAACAUACACGUACCAUGGCAGGAGUUCGUUGAAAUAAUGCAAUUUGUUUGGCACUCAUCAGUUCAACAAUUACAAGUACAGAAUUUGAUCAUUGGAGCCCAAAGUGAUUUAAAAUCCAGAUUAUUUAACUAUUCGAGUACCUCGAUGAAAGCUCUAAAGGUAGAACAUGUGACUGUUAGGACAUAUUCCUUCCGACAGGAUAUAGUCUACUUGUUCUUUACCAAAAUGGACAUCGCAAACUUGACAAUAUCAGAUGGGGGGAUGCCCCAUGUGGUUUUUCCUAAAUAUCCCACCAAAUUUCAGUACCUGAAUUUUGCCAACAAUGCCUUGACGGACGAAUUAUUUCUAAACACUCUUCAGCUGCCAUACCUGAAAACUUUCAUUUUGCAAAGGAAUAAAUUAGAAACACUUUCCACAGUGAGUUCUUUUGCUACCAAAACAUCCUUGGUACACUUAGAUCUAAGCCAGAAUCUACUGCAGUAUGCUGAUGGAAAAGAUUGCUACUGGCCAGAAACGCUCUCUACCAUGAAUUUGUCAUCCAAUAAAUUUACUGGCUCUGUUUUCCAAUGCAUACCAAAGAGCAUCCAAGUCCUUGAUCUGUGUAAUAAUGACAUCAGAACCAUCCCCAGAGAAAUUGAGAAUCUGAAAGCUUUAUGGGAACUGAAUAUUGCCUCCAAUUCUCUAACUGAUCUUCCUGGGUGUGAGAAUUUCCAACGACUUUCUGUGCUGAAUAUCGAAAUGAAUUCCAUUAUUAGUCCAUCUCUUGAUUUCUUCCAGACUUGCCAGGAAAUAAAAUCAUUAAAAGCAGGAGGCAACCCAUUCAGAUGCGCCUGUGACUUGAGAAACUUCAUCAACCUAGAAAAAAAAUCCCAGGGCUUGAUGAUUGGAUGGCCGGAUGCUUAUACCUGUGAAUUUCCUCUAGAAUUAAAGGGAAUUCUAUUAGAGAAUGUUGAUCUGCCAGAAUUAUCCUGUAACACUCCUCUACUGAUUGCUGUCAUUCUGAUAGUCGGGUUAAUUUGGACAGUUAUCAUGGCGAUGCUCUGUAUCCGUUUGGAUUUGCUCUGGUACCUGAGGAUGAUAGUUCAGUGGACUCGGGCCCAGCAUAGAAGUAGGAAUGUGCCCUUAGAAGAACUCAAGAGAACAAUCCAAUUUCAUGCUUUCAUUUCAUACAAUGAAGGGGAUUCCCUCUGGGUAAAGAAUGAACUGAUACCAAAUCUAGAGAAAGAAGAUAGUUCCAUAUUGCUUUGUCUCCACGAGAGACACUUCAUUCCUGGCAAGAGUAUUGUUGAAAAUAUUAUCAACUGCAUCGAGAAAAGCUACAAAUCUAUCUUUGUUUUGUCCUCUAACUUUGUACAGAGUGAAUGGUGCCAUUAUGAACUUUACUUUGCUCACCACAAACUAUUUCAUGAAGGUUCUAAUAAUUUAAUUCUCAUAUUACUGGAACCAAUCCCCCAGUACAUCAUUCCUACCAGAUAUCAUAAGCUAAAAUCUCUCAUGGCACAAAGAACUUAUUUGGAAUGGCCCAAGGAGAAGAAUAAGCAUGGACUUUUCUGGGCUAACCUUAGGGCUGCCAUAAGCAUUAAUUUGUCAGAAUCGGGAAAGAUGAACAGUUCACAGACGAUUUCAGAGUUAUAGGAAGAGCCAUGAACAUCAUCAUGAAAGAUAAAUACCUGGCACUGAAUUUCAUUUUUAUGCAUUUCUCCUCAAUAAAUCAUUGUGUAUUUGA